This is a messenger RNA of Cyclocybe aegerita, 2583 nucleotides long. NCBI's taxonomy places the organism in Eukaryota, Fungi, Basidiomycota, Agaricomycetes, Agaricales, Hemipholiotaceae. The record is from the annotation of a GenBank genome assembly.
AUGCGUUUCCGUACUCUCGAGAUUCGGUGGCACGACAACAAGCCAAUCUCCACCUGCGACUUCCAGCCCGUUUCGUUCAAAAAAGCGCGUCCAACAGCUGGCCAGGAGAAGAAUUACGCGGGCCAGUCCUACAGACUCGCGACGGGAGGAGAGGACAACCAUGUUCGGAUAUGGAUGGUGCAUCCACAUAUUCGACCGCCAAACCUUGUAGCCGAAGCAGACCCAGCAGCAGCCAAUGCUCCCAGACCGCCACGGGUGGAGUACCUUGCGACGUUGAGUCGCCACUCAGCAGCCGUGAACGUUGUGCGGUUUUCACCAAAUGGCGAACUUAUCGCGUCUGCUGGUGACGAUGGAAUGAUCAUAAUUUGGGCAGCGUCAUCUAGUCCGCAAGCCGCGACCUACGGAAGCGACCUUACUGCAGAAGAACUUCAACAUGAAAAGGAGUUUUGGAAGCCGCGGACAACCUUCCGGUGCACAACCAUGCAAGUUUAUGAUUUAGCUUGGAGCCCGACCGGAGAAUAUAUUAUUGCUGGAAGCACAGACAAUACAGCCAGGAUCUUCGCAGCGGCAGACGGGAAAUGCGUGUAUGAAAUCGCAGAGCACUCACACUAUGUGCAAGGUGUUGCAUGGGACCCACUGAACGAAUACAUCGCCACUCAGAGCAGCGACCGUUCCAUGCACAUCUACCGCAUUUCAACCAAACCAGGAGGCGCGUUCGAAGUCCAUGCCGUCGGCAAGAACACACGCAUGCCCCAUCGACACAGCCAUAGUCAUUCCCGUACACCAAGCGCCCAUGGAGGUGCCCGACCUCGAAUGUUCCAUCGCGAGUCCACCACCAGUGACGUGGAAUCAUCAUCAGCUCUUGUCAUUGACGUUGAAGACCCUCUAUGCGCGAAAGAGUUGGCACCAUUAACACCAGCCACAUCCGUCGCAAGUACACCGGCCUUCAUGUUCCCACCACCGCCUAUCGAGGCAUCGUCUCGGAGGUCGUCGUUCAGUUCCAACGCCCCCGGCUCUCCAUCUACAUUUAGCAACAACAACAGCCGCUACGGCCGCUCUCCUUCUCCUAUGCCGCCCCUUCCCGCUAUCAGAAGCCCCCAGACAGCUGCUACGGCAGCCUUGUGGGCCAGUGUCAAGCUCUAUGGAGACGAGAGCUAUACCAACUUCUUCCGCAGACUGACAUUCAGCCCUGAUGGUGGACUCUUGCUGACGCCGGCAGGUCAAUUCGAAGAUCCAUCUGUCAAUCCACUUUUCACCAAGUUUGGCACCGGCACAGAAGAUGCUGCUCCUACCCGAGGGAGGAAGGGUCAUCCUUCCGAGUUGACGAGCUCUGCUCCAUCAUCUAAUCCGACGUCUUCCGUCUACAUCUAUUCUCGUGCCAACUUCGCCAGACCACCUAUCGCUCAACUGCCAGGCCAUAAAAAAGCAAGCGUCGCUGUUCGGUUCUCGCCGAUUUUGUACGACUUGCGGCCUGGUGUUACGAUGCCUGGCGGUGCGGAGAGCAACGACAAAGAGGGCAAGAAAGACGGCCCUCCGAUUGGCGUUCUUGAGAAGGGUGUCGAUGGUGUCAUGGACGUCGACGUAACUGGCCCGGUUCCGAUGACAGAAUCUCAGCAAGCAGCAGCGAUAGCAGGAUUGGCUCCAAGCUCCUCAGCCUCCCUUUUGACGCCUCAACGCACCCCAGCUUCAGUUCAUCUACCCAUUGCCACUCCUACUCCACGACCUGCAAUCGCCACUUCGAACUUCAUUGCUUCGUCUCCUGCUUUGUCGCCUAUGGACCUCCGACCGCCGACCCCGGCCGCCUCAAAGCCUUCCACGCCGGCGCCAUCGCACAAUCAUGGCUAUUCGUAUUCUCAGUCGCAAUUGCAAGCCAGUGGCAGUGGGCAUGGACAUGCUGCAACCGUAACCCAGACAGGCUCGGUCUUCGCUUUGCCUUAUAGGAUGUUGUUCGCGGUUGAAACGAUGGAUACGGUCGCAAUCUACGACACUCAGCAGGCUAGUCCAGUUGCUCUGCUCACAAAGCUUCAUUACGACGAGUUUACGGAUAUGACCUGGUCUCCUGAUGGCCAGUGCCUUAUCCUCUCUUCCCGAGAUGGCUAUUGCACUCUGGUGGUAUUUGAUGACAUCCUGCCAGCAUACCAUACCCAGCAACAUUCACUGCAAAUGCAGUCUAUCGCCAGUCACAAUUUUGUGCCGCUAACCUUGACCUCCAGCAACCAUCCCCAGUCUUCAAUGCAGACUACACCCGCAGCUACCCCAUCUUCAGCAACUUCAAACCUACCAUUUAUUAGCAGCACUCCAGUGUCGGCCUCGGCGUCCUCUUCGUCUGGUUCUCAACCUCCAGCGACCAAUCCAAAGAAGAGGAGCGAUCCUCCACUUACUCCUGCCGCAAGUGUGGAUGGCUCUGAAAGCAUGUCGUACUUCGCCCCAGGGUUGACUCAGGUGCCCCAAGCUAUGGUUGUGGAGGGACCGUCGACUGCAUCAGGGGAAGCGGAUGCUCCCAGCAACGUUGAUAAGAUCCAGGAGCCGCCGAAGAAGAAGAGAAGAGUCGCGUUGACGCGCGUUGGGGAUUUGGACUCAUAA